UGUUGACUGGGCCUGACAGGUCUGACGUGGAACAGCGGUCAGUUCCUCGCCGACUAUGAGCGACGAAAGCCAUGCCAGUUACGAACGCAUGCGUUGUGUUCUCGGUGGCUCUGUCGUUUCUUGCCUUACUGCCGUCGCUGUCUCUACAGGCUCGUGCGCAGAUUUUGGACUAUGGCUUUUCUGAUCGAUACGAAACAACAGCCGCGAAUGGCCCAUCAGGUCGUUCCAAGUGGAGCGGCAACACUGAUCUUUCCGGACCACCGGGUCAUAAUAAAUGGGGGGGUGGUGGUAAAGGGCCACCAGGUGGUCGCGGUCCUCCCGGAUUAGGGGGCGGCGGUCCUCCAGGAUUGAAUGGUAAACGUCCUCCGGGCUGGAACAAAGUGGACAUCGAAAAUUCGUCCGAAGGUGAAAACUAUCCACGUCCAAAUAAUGAUGAAAAUUAUUCACAUCCAAAUAGUGGUGAAAACUAUCCACGUCCAAAUAACAAUAAAAACCAUCCACGUCCAAAUAACAAUAAAAACCAUUCACGUCCAAAUAAUGGUGAAAAUUAUCCACGUCCAAAUAAUGAUGAAAACUAUCCACGUCCAAAUAACGAUGAAAAUUAUUCACGUCCAAAUAACAAUGUAAACCAUCCACGUCCAAAUAACAAUGAAAAUUAUCCACGUCCAAAUAAUGGUGACAACUAUCCACGUCCAAAUAAUGAUGAAAACUAUUCACGUCCAAGUAACAAUGAAAACUAUCCACGUCCAAAUAACGAUGAAAAUUAUUCACGUCCAAGUAAAAACGAAAACCCUUCACGUCCAAAUAACAAUGAAAAUUAUCCACGUCCAAAUAACGAGGAAAACUAUUCACGUCCAAGUAACAAUGAAAACUAUCCACGUCCAAAUAACGAUGAAAAUUAUCCAAGUUCAAAUAACGGUGGAUCCAUUCAAAGACCUUCUCCUGAUUACAAUAGAGAGGGCCCCCAUGGUCCAGGCGAUCGCAUAUCCGAUCAGAAUGAAUAUCCACAGAAUCGACAGUGCAGAGACGACGAAUUUCAUUGUGGAAGUAACGAGUGCCUACCGCGAAGGGUUAAGUGUGAUAAUAAAAAUGAUUGUCGUGAUUCCAGCGAUGAAGAAUUUUGUAUGACGAACAGAAAUAAUGAUGACAGCUGUGUUCUACCUGAACAACCAGAAGGUGGGCAUUACGAAUUGGGUGGUUGUGAUGAACGUUGCGAUAAACGUCCUGGUGAUACAGUUCCUAAAAACAGCUUCCUCAAUUAUACCUGUAAGAGCAAUUACAUGUUGAAAGGAAACACCAUUUCCGUUUGUGUCGACAAUCGGUGGUAUCAGCCGCCUUCAUGCAAUAAAAUCUGUUCACCGUUGAACAGUACCAGCGUAGACAUUUCCUGCAGCCACCACGGGAAAACGGUGUCCUGUAGCGAGCGUAUACUGCCUGGUACGCAGGCUACACUCGCCUGUAAAUCAUCUUAUAAAUUACCUUUAACGAACGAUCCAGCUUACAGAGAGAUCACGUGUCUCGACGAUGGUUUAUGGGAUCGUCGCCUUUUUCGCUGUCUACCAGAAUGCGGAACGUCCAUCGCGCACGGCAACACGUUAAUCGUAAAUGGAUUCACAGCCAGAACAGGGAUAUUUCCAUGGCACGUGGGUAUUUACGCUAAGGAGAAUACGGACGGGUACCAGCAGAUAUGUGGCGGCACUUUAAUUAACAACAAUCUCGUCGUAUCAGCUGCCCAUUGUUUCUACGAUGAGGUUUACAACAAACUGUACAACGAAUCGGGAUAUGCUGUGGCCGCCGGAAAGCAUUAUCGUGAUUGGAGCGCCAGAGAAAAAUACGCGCAGAAAUCGUUGGUGGAGAGCAUCCUAGCGAGCGGCAGGUACCAGGGAGCGAGAGGUAAUUUCGCCAACGACAUAGCUGUAUUAAAGUUGAAGACGCCCUUCGAGCUGACUACCUUAGUGAGACCCGCUUGCGUAGAUUGGGACAACACGUACGAGAGGGAGCAGCUGCAAGUGGGACACAGUGGCAAGGUGGUCGGCUGGGGCAAAGACAUCAAAGGCGAAUCCACCCAGAACUUACACGAAAUUGACAUGCCGUUCGUGCCGUAUGAUCAGUGUUUGUCCGCGGUUCCUCGAGAUUUUCGAGGAUAUCUCACGUCCGACAAAUUCUGCGCCGGCCACUUGAACGGCUCGAGUGUCUGCGACGGAGAUAGCGGCGGCGGCUUGUGCUUCGAGAAGGAUGGCGUUUGGUAUCUUCGCGGCAUUGUGAGUGUAAGCCCAGAGAACAAAGGCACUUGCGAUUACAACUCGUACGUUGGAUUUACCUCCAUCAGUCAUUUCCGUGAUUGGAUUCGCGAGGCCUACGUAAACGCGUAAAUGUUUCGUGGGAUAUGUGAUAUUGUGCCAACCCGUGAAAUAUAUCGCCAUAUCAUCGAGCCUGUAACGCUAGACAGUUCGAUGUGACGUCGAAAACAAGAUAACUGCAACAAAGCAUUAUUGACGAUUAUAAAUCUUCUUCACAAUUUUUUUAGCAUCGAGUGGCAAAAACGUGAAAAUGGAAGAAUAGAGAUUUAAAGAUUUGCGCGAUAUAAAACUGUUGAAAACGCAAUAUUAUCUCUGAGAGACGCGUUGUCGAAUAUGAUUUAUAAAAAGUUUCAAAAAUCUGUACCGUGUACGAUACUCUUUUAUUAUAAUAAAACUCUUUAAUUAUACUACACACUUGUGACGUACGUUUAGGAAUCAACAAGGAAGUCAUUAUGCCUGAUCGUUUCUGCGUCGCUGCAUAAUUACCCCCACUUGAAUUUUCCACGGUCAUGUAGAUAAGUAUCUUCGUGCACAAAGUGACGCAAUAUGAAAUCGACUGUGUUUUCAUAUGAGUAAUAAUCUUGUUGCUAUAAUCGUGACGAUUACCGCGCUAUCAUAUAUAUAUGUAUGUAUAUUUUCACAUGUGUUGGACAUUUUUUAAUAUCAGUACACGAACGCGCAGAUCGAGUCGUAUCGAAAUGCAAUUGAAUGACGAGCGCCGUGACGGACGUCCUGCAGGACGGCUUUAUCUGACAGAAAUCUAAAUUAGUAACGCGUCGUUUUAUUUACAGCGGCGUCGCGUCAUCCGUAACGCAAAGCACGGUGUCGUCGAGGAUUUCUUUUGUUUUUUUUGUUAUACCGGUGCGUCGGCGUCGGGUCCCCCGCAGGAAUUUCCUAGCGGUAUCGAGAUUAUCUUCGACGGGUAUCGAUACCCACAUGGACUUUGUUUUGCGAGCUUACUGUCUCCUCGAUAAAUUGAGUUCCGGAGUUUGAUGACGCAUCGGUCGUAGUCGGAGCUAUUUGAGCUUCGUAUUUCCCACAAAUUCAACGCGAUCACGUUCCUAUGGUGAUUAUGCUUAGCGAACGCACGGUAGAUAAUUAAUAUCGCGCCCCUUAUUGUCGUUGGAAAUAAUAAUUUCGUGCGAACGUGUGUAUACGUAUAUAUGUAUGUAUGUGUAUAUGAACGAGUAGUUGAAUAUUUCAGAAUAUCCUGCGGAAUGCACGUAGUACGUGUGAUUGUUCCAGUAAGGAAGCGUGUGUAUAUCUUGCGAGUUUCACAAUAUAGACGACAUACCUAACUCAUUAGCUAUUAAUUAUUUAAUUAGAAACUACCGUAUCUUAGAGCGCAUAAUAUGUACCGCGCGGAUAUAUGUAUUCAGCGGUGUCAGGUACACAGGCGUAUGCAUGCUUUUGUAUCUGGGAACCCGCGUUUGCUCUCUGCAAGAUUCAUACAUUAACAGGAUGUGUUCGUUUGCUCAUUGGUAAACCGUAGUAUGAUCAUUACACUAAGGUUGUAGGUGGAUAACCAGAACGCGAACAUGCGGAUCAACUCGAUAAAGCUCGAUCAAUACGGCAAGGAAAUCUAGUUUGAAACAAAGCCAUUUUCGAGCUUGCGAAAACGAGAGAUCCGAUACAAACGGGACUUGGAAAAUUACACCAGGGCGCGCCUUCGAAGUUAUAAAUUUGCAAUAAACAUUUCGUUAGUUUUAUUCUAGAGAGAAAUCAAUUUGUAUAUUUUGAUACGUGUCAGCCACGUGUGUUUGUUAAUAAAAUCAUUUUGAUUGAAA
Messenger RNA from Trachymyrmex cornetzi, 4087 nucleotides. RefSeq names its product limulus clotting factor C. The coding region runs from base 72 to 2372 and encodes 766 amino acids. The record is from RefSeq and is a predicted model, not a curated record. Gene Ontology annotation, molecular function: protein binding; serine-type endopeptidase activity. The transcript has 9 exons. NCBI's taxonomy places the organism in Eukaryota, Metazoa, Arthropoda, Insecta, Hymenoptera, Formicidae. Gene Ontology annotation, biological process: proteolysis.